GGCGGCGCGUGCGCAGUGCGGCGGCCGAGUCAGUGUGUAUGUGAGACUCUGACGGGUUCAAAAUGGCGGCGGCGGCUCCUGUAAGAGGACAAAGGCGCAGGAGAGACCUGGAGGAAGAGGAGGAAGACAGCAGCCCUGGAGUGUCCUUCUCACUCUCUUCAGAGGAGUCAGAGAUGGAACCUGAGGAAGAACGGAUCCGUUACAGCCAAAGACUGCGUGGCACGAUGAGGCGGCGUUACGAGGAUGAUGGCAUCUCUGAUGAUGAGAUUGAAGGCAAGAGGACAUUUGACCUCGAGGAGAAGCUGUCCACCAACAAGUUUAACUCCACCUUCGUGGUCUUCAUGGAAGGCAAAGACUUCACAGUUGAAUACAUCCAGAGGGGUGGCCUGAGGGACCCUCUCAUCUUCAGGAGCUCCGAUGGCUUGGGGAUAAAGAUGCCAGACCCGGACUUCAGCGUGAAUGAUGUGCGGCUGUGCGUUGGGAGCCGGCGGAUGGUGGAUGUCAUGGAUGUGAACACACAGAGGGACAUUGAGAUGUCCAUGGCACAGUGGGCACGUUACUACGAAACACCAGAGGCUGAAAGGGAGAAACUUUACAACGUCAUCAGCCUGGAGUUCAGCCACACCAAACUGGAGAACCUGGUGCAGAGACCUGCUACGGUGGAUUUGAUUGACUGGGUUGAUAACAUGUGGCCCAGGCACCUGAAGGAGAGUCAGACAGAGUCUACAAACGCCAUCCUGGAGAUGCAGUAUCCAAAGGUGCAGAAAUACUGUCUGAUGAGUGUCAAGGGCUGCUACACAGACUUCCACGUGGACUUUGGUGGCACUUCUGUGUGGUACCACAUCCACCGAGGGGGAAAGAUCUUCUGGCUGAUCCCUCCUACACCCCAGAACCUGGAGCUCUACGAAAACUGGCUUCUCUCAGGGAAGCAGGGAGACAUUUUCCUUGGGGACAGAGUGUCAGAGUGCCAGCGCAUCGAGCUCAAGCAGGGCUACACGUUUGUCAUCCCCUCAGGUUGGAUCCAUGCUGUGUACACUCCAAUGGACACACUGGUUUUUGGAGGCAACUUCUUACACAGCUUCAACAUCCCUAUGCAGCUCCGGAUCUACAGCAUCGAAGACCGGACACGGGUCCCAAAUAAGUUUCGUUAUCCCUUCUAUUAUGAGAUGUGUUGGUACGUGCUGGAGCGCUAUGUCUACUGCAUCACCAGCCGCUCACAUCUCACCAAGGACUUCCAGAAGGAGUCACUCAGUAUGGAAACACGUCCUCUGGCCACUGUGCUCUUCUCUCACUCUUGCUCCAUCAUGGCAGAUAUGGAGCUGAGCUCCUCGGACUCGGUAAACAUGGAAGAGGAAGAGGAGGAGGAAGAGGAUGAGGAUGCAGCAGGGAAGGAACCCAGGCGACCGGUCACAAGGAGGUCCAUUCUCACCAGCCCCAUUGCCAACGGUGCCAAUGUGGACUAUGAUGAACUGGGCAAGAGCUGCCGGAGCAGCCUGCCAGGUCUGAAGAAGACCCCUUCUAUAGACUCUUCCGACUCCAGCCGGGGCUCCCAGAACGGCCAGGCCUGUGAUCCCAAUGGAGGCAGCCCACGCAAGAGCAGGAAGGUGCAUCUGACCCAGUUUGAGCUGGAGGGGCUGCGCUGCCUCGUGGACAAGCUGGAAUCACUCCCCCUGCACAAGAAGUGUGUUCCCACCGGCAUUGAGGAUGAGGAUGCUCUCAUCGCUGACGUCAAGCUGCUGCUAGAAGAGUACGCGAACAGCGACCCCAAACUGGCACUUACAGGCAUCCCCAUCGUCCAGUGGCCCAAGAGAGAUAAGCUAAAGCUCCAGGCCCGGCUGAGGGUGCGCCUGCCCACCAUCCCCAUCACCAAGCCACACACCAUGAAGCCAACCCCUCGCCCGACACCCGUCAGGUCCACGGUGUCUCCCAUCGUGUCCGGCGCCCGGCGGAGGCGGGUGCGGUGCCGAAAGUGCAAGGCCUGCAUGCAGGGCGAGUGUGGCAUGUGCCACUACUGCAGGGACAUGAAGAAGUUUGGUGGCCCCGGCCGCAUGAAGCAGUCCUGUGUCCUCCGGCAAUGCUUGGCGCCCAGGCUGCCUCACUCGGUCACGUGUGCACUUUGUGGGGAGGUGGAUCAGAACGAGGACUCGCAGGACUUUGAGAAGAAGCUCAUGGAAUGCUGCAUCUGCAAUGAGAUUGUUCACCCUGGCUGCCUGCAGAUGGAUGGGGAAGGGCUGCUCAACGAUGAGCUCCCCAACUGCUGGGAGUGCCCCAAGUGCUACCAGGGUGACGACGCAGAGAAGGGACAGAAGCGGAAGGUGGAGGAGAGCGACGACGACACGGCGCAAGCCAAGGUGCUGCGGCCCCUGCGGAGCUGCGAGGAGCCCCUGACCCCCCCUCCCAACUCUCCCACCCCAAUGCUGCAGCUGAUCCACGACCCAGCAUCACCUCGAGGCAUGGUGACCCGCUCGUCCCCAGGAGCCGGCCCCAGCGACCACCACAGCGCCAGCAGAGACGAGCGCUUCAAGCGGCGGCAACUGCUGCGGCUCCAGGCCACCGAGAGAACCAUGGUGAGGGAGAAGGAGAACAACCCCAGCGGCAAGAAGGAGCUGUCGGAGGUGGAGAAGGCCAAGCUACACGGCUCCUACCUCACCGUGACGCUCCAACGCCCCACCAAAGACGUCCACGGCACUUCUAUCGUCCCCAAGCUGCAAGCCAUCACGGCUUCCUCCACCAACCUGCAGCACUCGCCACGCGUGGUCAUGCGUCACGCACCCACCAGGAUGCCCCUGCGGGGCGGGGGUGAGGAGGAAGCGGCCGCCGAGGAGGAUGAGGAGGAAGAGGAAGAGGAGGACGAGAACGCGGAGGAAGGGGGGGCGGCCCGGCUCAAUGGCCGAGGGGGCCGGGCGCAGGAGGGCGACGAGAGCUGCAUGCAGCGCGAGGUGUGGAUGUCAGUGUUCCGCUACCUCACCCGCAGGGAGCUCUGCGAGUGCAUGCGGGUGUGCAAGACCUGGUACAAGUGGUGCUGUGACAAGAGAUUGUGGACAAAGAUCGAUUUGAGCCGGUGCAAGUCCAUCACCCCGCAGGCGCUGAGCGGCAUCAUCAAACGACAGCCCGUCAGCCUCGACCUCAGCUGGACCAAUAUCUCCAAAAAACAGCUCACGUGGCUCGUCAACAGGCUUCCAGGCCUGAAAGACCUCAUCUUAGCGGGCUGUUCCUGGUCUGCGGUCUGUGCUCUCAGUACCUCCAGCUGCCCCCUUCUCAGGACCCUCGAUCUUCGGUGGGCAGUAGGAAUCAAGGACCCUCAGAUCCGGGAUCUACUCACGCCUCCAACAGACAAACCCAGUCAGGACAAUCGCAGCAAGCUCCGGAACAUGAUUGAUUUCCGGCUCGCCGGGCUGGACAUCACGGACGCCACGCUGCGGCUGAUCAUCCGCCACAUGCCCCUGCUCUCCCGCCUCGACCUCAGCCACUGCAACCACCUUACGGACCAGUCGGCCAAUCUCCUCACGGCCAUGGGCUCUUCCACACGCAACUCCCUCACCGAGCUCAACAUGGCAGGCUGCAAUAAGCUGACGGACCAGGCCUUGCUCUACCUGCGCCGCAUCUCCAACGUCACCCUCAUUGACCUGCGAGGUUGCAAACAGAUCACCCGCAAAGCCUGUGAGCACUUCAUCUCGGACCUGUCCAUCAACAGCCUCUACUGCCUGUCCGAUGAGAAGCUGAUCCAAAAAAUCAGCUAGAGACCCUCCCCGGGGCAGACUGAGGAGAAGGAAAAAGAGCCCAUCCCACCCCUUUCGGAGAGCCGCUCCUCCACAUCCCCAUCCUUGCCCUCCGUGUCCUGCCGCUGCUUCCCACCGGACUCGGCAGGCAGGGCCGCUGCUGGCCUCGCUCCAUCGUCCUUCCUCCUCCUCCUCCCCCGGGACUUCUGCCGAUGAAGAUGUCCCGCCAAGGCUGGCCAGUACCAGAGGAGGAACGGGCACAUGGCAGGGAGCCUCAGCCCGGAGGCUGGCCGCUCCCAAGGUGGAGGUUGUAACAGAGAUCUCUGUGCAGAGAAAUGGGGCACCCUCUUCCCCCCCCUACCCCCCCAGCUUUUCCCCUUCUCCCCGUCGUCUCCUUGCCUUGAAACACUUUGUCACUUCCCCGUUAGCACAAAGCUUGAGGGUCAAGGUCUCUCCGAGGAAGCGGGAGCAGAGCUGGAAUGAAACGUCCCCCUCCGUGCCACCACCAGCUCAUCGCUUGCCCCUGCGCUCUCAGCCCCAUCGCGGGUCCCUUCGUCCGGCUGCAGGGGCUGGGAUCCAACCUCCUCCUUCUCCCACCGUUCUCCUGCAUCCCGGUGGCUCUGAAAGCGAGGACAGGAGCCCCACAGCACCGGCCAGGAGCAAGGGGGGGCACUUUGCAUCCUGCUCUUCCCACUGCCCGGGGAGGCGAGGCUGGGGGACAACGCGCUUCCACUCCGGGCCAGCGCCAGCCUUCCCGGAGCACCGUCUGUCCCCACCGCAGCCCAGCACCGAGGUGAUGGCCGGGGCCGGAGCAGGGGCCACCCCACAGGUACACCAGAGCUCAGGGAGGACUCGGGAAGCAUCAGCCAGGGGUGAGUGAGCACAUGAACGAGGGGAGGACAAAGAGCUGCCUCCUCUUCCUCGCCACCUCCUCUACACGUGGCCCGGCAUCAUGAAGCACUCUAGGGGCCACCAUGGCCAUGGUUGGAAGGGUGGGGGGGGGGGGUGAAGGCUGCUCUGUCUUAACCCAGGGCGCUGUGGCCUGGGACCGAACUGGCACGAAUGUCCCCGCUGCAUUGUCCUCUCUCCUUUCCCCCCCCCUCCAACCCCACUUUUAGCUGCCGUUUUUCCUUUGCAAUGAAUGGUCGGUCCAAAGAACGUCUCUCUCGGGCAGCAGAGAGCUUUUUGCACUUUAAAAAAAAAAAAACAAAAAAAACAAACAAAAACAAGCAAAUGACGACAAAAAAAAUGACAAAAAAAGACACACACGAAAAAGAGAAAAAAGAAAAAAAAAAAAAGGUUGGAAUCUUCUUCUUUUUUUUUUUUUGGGGGGGGGGGGUGUGACUAUUUUAUUUCCCUCCCUGUGACCGGACGCUCCCCAUCUCUCUCCUGGUGUCAGGACCCUGCUGGCCCCAAGCCUGGCCCCAUAGCACAACCUGGCCACCCCCCCGAUAACCCCCCCCACAGCCCUGGAGACGAUGACGGCCAACAAGGGGGGGGGGUCCCCACUGCUUCAGAAGCAAUAAGGGAGGAAGGAGAUGCCUCCAUCCAUCCUCCGCUUCCCGGCUGCUGGAUAAGGGGGAUGGAUGCACGGAUGGACGAGAGGGUUGUGCCGCGGGGGAAGCCGGAGGGCUCGGAGCAGCCACCACGGCUCCGGGUGUGAGGAAGAGCGGAGGCCACCCUGCCUUAGCCUGCCUUGGAAGGGAAGGACAUCGGGAAUCUCACAAGCUUUUCUUUUUCCUUUUGGAUUGAGGUUUUUUUGGGGUUUUUUGUUGGGUUUCUUUGAGUUCUUUUGCAACGAGAAAGAAAGAAUUCCAGGCCGAGAUCGAGCUCUGCCGGAGCCGGGUGGGCGCAGGGACAUCCUCCACCAUGGCCAUGGUUGGGGUUGGAUGGAGGGUCCGUAUCCCCUUCAUCAUCCUCCUCCCGUGUGGCUGCAGAGAGACUCCGGUGCGUGACCCUCAUCCCCCUUCCACUCCUUGGGCAAAAGGGGGGAGGAAAAUCCAUAA
Messenger RNA from Strigops habroptila (Kakapo), 5725 nucleotides. It is a transcript of the gene KDM2A, whose product is annotated as lysine demethylase 2A. The coding region runs from base 63 to 3740 and encodes 1225 amino acids. Gene Ontology annotation, molecular function: transcription coregulator activity; zinc ion binding; histone demethylase activity. The transcript is spliced from 22 exons. Lineage: Eukaryota; Metazoa; Chordata; Aves; Psittaciformes; Psittacidae. Gene Ontology annotation, biological process: regulation of transcription by RNA polymerase II; protein demethylation. The record is from RefSeq and is a predicted model, not a curated record.